GUUUUACAAUCCCAGAUAAGUGUACAUUUUACAGGGUGCGUUUUAGCAGAUACAAAUAAGGAAGAAUGGAGUCAUCACACAAGCUUUUCCCGGCCGUAGCCAUCCUCCUCCUGCUCGUCGUCGCCACCGAGGUGGUGCCAGCGCAGGCACGAGAGUGUGAGACAGAGAGCGAGCGGUUCAACGGGCUGUGCUUCGUGUCCGCAAACUGCGCCGGUGUGUGCAAUGCGGAGGGGUUCACCGGUGGCAAGUGCUCCGGCUUGAAGAGGAGCUGCAUGUGCACGAAGGAGUGCUAGACGAUAUCAUGAUAUAUUUAGGUGGUUGGAUGGCGACAAUUAUGAACUUAUUCUUCGCAUGGUUUGAAUUACUUUUGUUCGUAUGUCUGAUAAAGUUCCAGGUUCACCGCGACGUUAUCCUUGGGUUCGAAUGAAGGAAAAUGUUUUCUUUCUUUAAAGCAAAGAAAAUGUGUGGCCCAUGAGAGUGUUCAUGGAAUCACAUGUAUCUCCUUUUUUUCCUGUAUUUGUCUCUUCUUUCCGGGUGUGCCUAGCUCCUAUCUAAAUGAGACGUAACUAAGUAUCAUCUAUCUCCUAUGCCAUUUGAUUUUACAUAGAGAUUCAUGAAUACUUUUUUCCUUUCCUUUUUCUUUGAUUAA
Triticum dicoccoides is the source of this 649-nucleotide messenger RNA. RefSeq names its product defensin Tk-AMP-D1.1-like. The transcript is spliced from 2 exons. The record is from RefSeq and is a predicted model, not a curated record. Gene Ontology annotation, biological process: defense response. Bases 66 to 293 code for a protein of 75 amino acids. Lineage: Eukaryota; Viridiplantae; Streptophyta; Magnoliopsida; Poales; Poaceae.